AUGGCAGUCGAGCUUCUUUCCCAGGCGACUGGCCAUGGAGUCAUCAUUGGCCUCUCAAUUCUAUUCUGCUUGAUCAUCCUCGCAGCUGUCAGAAUCCAGAAGCGAUACCUGUCAGAAGACUCCGAUCAAUCAGAAAUGUUCAUGGUCGCCAAUAGAUCCGUCGGUACUGGUCUAACCUGCUCGGCCGUCUUCUCAAGCUGGAUGUGGAUCAACGAAAGUGUCUUCUCAGCGGCAUAUACCUACAAAUGGGGCGUCGCCUUACCCAUCUGGUGGGCCAGCGGAUUGUCCUUCCAGAUCGCUCUGAUGGCGGUCCUCGGGAUCGUUGCAAAGCUUCGUGUGCCGUAUGCGCACACAUCACUAGAGUUCAUGCGGAAACGAUAUGGAAGUUAUGCCCAUGGACUCUUCAUCGUUAUGAAUCUCGUUAAUAACAUUUUCGGAUGUGGGAACAUGAUUCUGGCUGGCUCUCAAUUGGUUACUGGCAUGACGGGGAUGCAUGUGAUUGCAGCGGCUGUGCUUAUACCGGCUGGAGUCGUAAUCUACACGGCUGUGGGAGGAUUGAAGGCCACGUUCUUGACGGACUUUCUUCAUACCAGUAUCGCGCUGAUACUGCUGAUUUACUUCGCUAUCGCUGUGCUGAGCAGCGAGCAUAUUGGCGGACCAUCUGGUCUGUACGAAAAGGUUAUGGCGGCAGAUGACUACAUCGAGGGCAACUACAUGGGCUCAUUGCUCUCUUUCAAGUCAAAGAGUGGUAUGCUCCCAGUGAAGUCGUCUACAUAA
Molecule: messenger RNA, 777 nt
Organism: Fulvia fulva
Lineage: Eukaryota; Fungi; Ascomycota; Dothideomycetes; Mycosphaerellales; Mycosphaerellaceae
Product: putative urea active transporter 1
Exons: 2
Coding region: 1-777 (258 amino acids)
Biological process (GO): urea transmembrane transport
Cellular component (GO): plasma membrane
Molecular function (GO): urea transmembrane transporter activity
Source: RefSeq, a predicted model, not a curated record